GGUUUGUAACAUCUGGGUUUCACCUUACACUGUCCUCAGGGUUGGGUUGUUCUUUAUAAAACAUACGCUCAGCUGCUGCUUAUAUCCCAUUCCUCACUCCUCAUCUGAUCUCUUCGCAACCUCAGCAGCCCAUUUUUUUUACUGCAGGAUGAAGAAGCUGAUUCUCGACGUUGACAUCGGAGUUGAUGAUGCUCAGGCCCUCAUGAUUGCCGUCACUGCUCCAGAUGUAGAGAUUCUGGGGAUCACCUGCUGCCACGGCAACACUUCUUUGGACAAUGUCCUCAAGAACACCCUGCGUGUCCUGCAAGUCUGCAACCGGCUGGAUAUUCCAGUCUAUAAGGGUUUCUCAAGGCCUCUGCUGGCCAGCAAACAGCAUGCGUCUGAUUACCACGGGAAAGAUGGAUUGGGGGACGUUCCAGAUCCAGAUGCUCCAGGUCUGGAUCUGCUGAAGAAGAAGAAAGCUGCACAGGCGAUGCUUAAAAUUGCAAGGGAAAACCCUGGAGAGGUGACUCUUGUGGCUACUGCACCGCUAACUAACCUUGCAGUGGCUGUUCAGUUGGACCCUUCCUUUCCAAAAAAACUGAAGGCCCUCUACAUCAUGGGAGGAAACACUGAUUCUCGGGGUAACACCACCGUGUGUGGCGAGUUCAACUUUGUGGCAGACCCUGAAGCGGCUUACAUCGUGUUGGACCGCUACACCUGUCCCACCUACAUCGCUGCGUGGGAGUUCUGCUGCAGGAGCAGUAUCUCAUGGUCUUUCUGGGACGAGUGGCUGUCUACAAAUACAAAGAAGGCUGCCUUCAUCAAGAAGAUAUCAACUCUUUCAAUGAAGAAAGCUCGUUCAGCAGAGUACCAGAAGGAAGUCGUAGCUGGAAAAGGCUUCAAUCCGUGUGACGUCUUUGCGCUUGCUGCUGCGGUUGAUGAUGGAUUCAUAACUGAGAGUGAAGAGGUGGCAGUGACAGUAGAACUGGAUGGGAGAAACACCCGAGGCAUGAUGGUAAUGGACUACAUGGAGCAACUGAAGAAGGACCACAAGGCUGUCAUCAUUAAGAGUGUUGACUUGGAGAAGCUGAAGAAAAUGUUGUUUAGAGCAGUACAAUAGAAAUAUUACCAUUUGGCAUGUUCAUCGU
Cyprinodon variegatus (sheepshead minnow) is the source of this 1130-nucleotide messenger RNA. Its product is annotated as inosine-uridine preferring nucleoside hydrolase-like. The transcript is spliced from 8 exons. Bases 149 to 1102 code for a protein of 317 amino acids. NCBI's taxonomy places the organism in Eukaryota, Metazoa, Chordata, Actinopteri, Cyprinodontiformes, Cyprinodontidae. Gene Ontology annotation, molecular function: hydrolase activity, hydrolyzing N-glycosyl compounds. The record is from RefSeq and is a predicted model, not a curated record.